UUUCUUCUUUUCCAGGGUUCUGCUGAUUCCUACACAAGUCGUCCAUCGUUAGACUCCGACGUGUCACUGGAGGAGGAUCGUGAGGCUGCCCGCCGCGAGGUGGAGAGGCAGGCUCAGCAACAGCUCGAGAGAGCCAGGCUCAAGCCAGUUGCAUUUGCUGUUAGAACCAAUGUCAGUUACUGUGGUGCAUUGGAUGAAGAAUGCCCAGUCCAAGGAACUGCUAUCAACUUUGAAGCCAAAGAUUUUCUACAUAUCAAAGAGAAAUACAACAAUGACUGGUGGAUCGGGAGGCUAGUGAAAGAAGGGGGAGACAUCGCCUUUAUUCCGAGCCCUCAGAGGCUUGAGGCCAUUCGACUGAAACAAGAGCAGAAAGCAAGGAGGUCUGGUAACACCUCUGGUUUGGGAGACAUUGGAAAUCGGCGUUCGCCUCCCCCAUCUAUAGCCAAACAGAAGCAAAAACAGACAGAGCACAUCGCACCCUAUGAUGUUGUUCCAUCUAUGCGGCCAGUAGUUCUUGUCGGUCCAUCUCUCAAAGGAUAUGAGGUGACAGACAUGAUGCAGAAAGCCCUCUUUGACUUCAUGAAGCACAGAUUUGAUGGCAGGAUCUCUAUUACUCGGGUAACAGCUGACUUGUCUUUAGCCAAGCGCUCAGUACUUAAUAACCCAGGACGGAGAGCCAUCAUUGAACGCUCAAGCACCCGCUCCAGCAUUGCGGAGGUACAAAGUGAAAUUGAGAGGAUAUUUGAACUUGCCAAGACUCUCCAGCUAGUUAUUCUAGAUGCAGAUACAAUCAAUCAUCCUGCUCAACUGUCCAAAACAUCCUUGGCACCCAUCAUCGUCUUUGUCAAAGUUUCUUCUCCUAAGGUGCUGCAGCGAUUAAUAAAAUCCAGGGGGAAAUCACAGGUCAAACACCUCAAUGUCCAGAUGUUGGCUGCUGAGAAAUUGAUACAGUGUCCUCCGGAAAUGUUUGAUGUCAUAUUGGAUGAGAAUCAGUUGGAAGAUGCCUGUGAACACCUUGCAGAAUAUAUGGAGGUGUACUGGAGAGCCACACAUCACCCCUCGCACCAACAGACUAGCCAGAACCUAAUGACACCACCCACUGCCAUCCCCGGUUUACAGAACCAGCAAGUCCUUUCGGAUAGAGCCAGUGAGCACUCUCCCCUAGAACGAGACAGCCUAAUGCAGUCAGAUGAGGCUAGCGAAACCUCUCGUAAAACCUGGACGGCCUCUUCCCAGAGGAGCUCCCACCACAUGGAGGAGGAAUACUCUGAUGCCUACCAGGACCUGUACCAGCCUCACCGGCACCACAACAGUGGACUGCACAAUACCAAUGGCCAUGACUCUCAGGAUCGCCUUUUGGAACGUGACUCUGAGCAGAAUCACAAUGAUAGGAACUGGCAACGCAACCGGCCCUGGCCUAAGGACAGCUAUUGA
This is a messenger RNA of Staurois parvus, 1434 nucleotides long. The record is from the annotation of a GenBank genome assembly. Lineage: Eukaryota; Metazoa; Chordata; Amphibia; Anura; Ranidae.